AUGACCACUCGGGCCGACUCCACAGGCCUCGUUCCCGCCACGUCAUCGUCGUGGGCGGCCCUGCUGACCACCGGCGCCAGGGGAGAGCGGGAGAGCCUCUUCGGCUAUCUGCAGGGCCUCACCUCGAGCCCGCGCGUCACUGACGAGGAGCAGCGCGAGCGGGAGCGACUCUACCGCCGCCUGGUCAAGCGGCAGCGACGAGCCCGCCUCCGCGGUCCCAGUCCUCCCCCCCGGCCCCCGGCAUUGGGAUCCCACCAAGAUGAGCGAGAAAAAGAGAACGAAAGCGACGGGCUCUCCGGGAUACACCCGGACGCAGUCAGAGAACGAAAGCGACAAAGAACGAAGGCGCCUGAGGCGAAAGAGCGAAGCGAGAACGGGACGGAGGCGUGGAUGACCCGCGCGGCGCUGGACCAUUACGGCGGGAUCUACCACCCUCAGCCUAGGCCGUUCGUUCGAUCGUGGACCAACACCAACUCGUCGCUCUACGCCUCCACCACGUCGCCCUCGCCGCCGUCGUCCUUCUACGACCCCGGCUUCUACGCGCCAUCCUCGUCUUCGUCUUCGUCUUCGUCUUCGCUCCCGCGUCUGCCCACCACCGCCCCGGCGUUCGCUCAAAAGUCUCCGCUCGACAACGCGACACUGGUGGGUGGCCACCACCAGCCGCCGCCGCCGCCGCACUGGUCGUCCGCGGCCACUACGCCCUAUCUCGGCUCGUACCCGGCGCACGCUGGCGGUUCAGGCGGCGAUCAAGAGCCGCUAUCGGUCGAAGCUUCUGCUUCUGCUCUUCCUCGGCCUGAUCGCGCCCAUCACUUUCCGCCGUCUCCUUAUUCGCACCAAGAUCGCAACUCCAUCCAUCAUCCCUCGUGGGACCAGGCCCCGCGACACCAAGAUCACCAGCUCUACCACCACCCGGCAUCGCCGCCCUAUCAGGCCGGCGCCAGCACACUGCCAACCGCGUCACGACCUCCGAACCCAGCCCCGUCGGCCAGCUCUGCGGCGACAUCGACAAUGGCAGCGCUUGGGCGUGACCCCGUAGCGUGCCUCGAGUGGGACUGCACUCUCGAAGACUCGCCGCUGGACCCUACAACAACGCUCGGCCACGAACUACAACAACCACCACAGCAACAGUACCACCAGCCGCAUCACCAACACCAGAUCCACCACCGCCAGCAACAGCAGACCUACUAUCAUCAGUACUCGGAGCCUUCGGCCAACGCCAGCGAAGCCGCGGUGGCGACGAACUCGUACACUUCUCGCUUCGGCCACCGAGAUGAAGCGACGAUGAUCACCUCCGCUGAGAUCUGCCGAACAGCCGCUGCACCGCCAAACAUGUCGGCGACGACGGAGAGCCCGCGCGGGGGAGCGUUGACGCUGGUGGACGACGAUCAAGGGCCGCGGCUGUCGCCCGGUGGCCUGGCGGACCUCCUGCUGCUCUACCCCGAGAGCGCGCGGCACGCGCUCCAGACACGAACGCAGCGGCCAACACCAACGAUGACAACCACCGCGGCUGCCACGUCGUCGUCAUCGUCGAUGUCGGCAGCUGAUGCUGCGGCGUUGCCAUCGCUCGGGGUGUCGGUGCCCUCGCCGCUGUUCGCCUGGUUUGCGGGCGGACAUAUAAAUAAUAACUAA
Molecule: messenger RNA, 1629 nt
Organism: Acanthamoeba castellanii str. Neff
Lineage: Eukaryota; Discosea; Longamoebia; Acanthamoebidae
Exons: 2
Coding region: 1-1629 (542 amino acids)
Source: RefSeq, a predicted model, not a curated record